AAGGAGUACUCUAAGCUUUUCACAAGGGCGGACAAUGACCUGCGAACGGCCUUUGUAUGAUGAAACCAGCAAAUUGCGUCAUGUUUUCCAGGACGUCAUAAUAUUCAUAUUUUGUAUUAAAAUAUGUUAAAUAUGGCUUGGUAAGUCGUGAGCAUCCAAACGCUAUAGUACUGUCAAUUCCAAUUUCUAGUGAAUGCAACACCAUGCUGUAUCUCAAACAUGGCGACGUGCUUAGUUACGAGUGCGGCAACUAAAAGUAUUUUUGCGUUGACGCCGGUGGUGCGGCGUUAUUGUACAAAGAAGAUAAGCUUCGUCGUUCCUCGUCGCCUUUCUCAUAGAUCUGGGAGCAGCUUGUAUGACCAUGUCCUUGGAGGAUACAGUGACAAGCCGGAGCUUGACAUGAGAGCGGUGUGUGAAGACACCGACAAAGUCAUCGCCAAUGUAGAAAAUAGGAAGGGCGAGCUACGCGGUGAAGACGUCAGGCUCAUUGUGUCUGCUUGGCAGCAGCUCCAAGCAGUAAAAAAAGACAUUUUAGAGCUGGAAGAGCAGAAGCAGCAAAUUAGUGGAACAGUCAAAGCUUGCGUGGCAAAGCACCAAAAGCAAGUUCUCACCAACCUUCCAGAGUACAACCAGGCUGUGCUAAAAGGUCGAGAUAUCCGCAACAGACUGAACCAGCUGUAUAGCAGAGAGACAGAGCUGGAUCAGGAAUACUAUAGCCGAGCGCUUCGUCUGCCCAACACCACCCACCCUGAUGUUCCCAUUGGAGACGAGAGCCAGGCGAGGGUAGUGGAGCUGGUUGGGCAGAAACCAGAAUUUGACUUCAAGCCCAGAGGCCAUGUUGAACUUGGGGAGGAGUUGGGUCUCAUCAGACAGAGGCACCUAGCUCACAUCUCAGGCCACAGAUCCUACUAUCUGAGGGGAAUGGGUGCCAGACUUCAGACCGCGCUCCAAAACUUUGCGCUUGACACACUGCAACGGCGUGGCUUCAUUCCCAUGGUUGUACCGGACAUGCUGAAAGGAGCUGUUUUUGAGGGAUGCGGCAUGCAACCCAACGCCCAUCGCUCUCAGGUCUAUUCACUGGACCCAGCUCGUUUUCCCAACUUAAGUCUGGCUGGGACCGGAGAAGUUGGAGUGGCUGGCUAUUUCAUGGAUCACGCAGUUAACUUCAAGGAGCUACCUGUCAGGACAGUGUGCAGUAGUACAUGUUACAGAGCAGAGACUGACACAGGAAGAGAGACCUGGGGCCUCUAUAGAGUUCAUCACUUCAAUAAGGUCGAGAUGUUUGGAGUGACCGCAGACGAGACAGGAGAGGAGAGUACUCAGAUGCUGGAGGAGUUUGUUUCUUUGCAAAAAGAGUUGUUUUCUUCAUUGGAGCUUCACUACAGAGUGCUAGACAUGCCAACACAGGAGUUGGGUCUUCCAGCUUACAGAAAGUAUGAUAUUGAAGCCUGGAUGCCUGGAAGGAACAGUUUUGGAGAGAUUUCCAGUGGGUCUAACUGUACUGACUACCAGAGCAGACGACUGAACAUCCUGUAUGAGAGAGAGGAUGGCAGCCUGCAGUACGCCCACACAGUUAAUGCUACAGCAUGCGCCAUCCCCAGGACAAUCAUUGCUAUCUUAGAGACUCACCAGACCAAAGAAGGCUUUGUGCGGGUCCCCGCAGCCUUACAAUCAUAUUUGGGCCUCCAAGUGAUUGAAAAACCAGCGUACAUUCCCCUGAAGUACAUUGGUCCUAACCAACCUUGCCGCCCACCCAGACCUGCUCCCAAAAUUAGGUGACAUCAGUGUUGGGAAUAACAUGUGAAGUCAUAGUGAUUCCAUUAACUUAGACCGCAUAUAUUUUUCCACUUUGCUGUGACUUGGGGGUCCUGGGUCCUGCUUUGUGCAUCUGGAAAUAGGUGUCAAUCUUGGUCGUCACUUUGUGUGUGUACAUGUUUGUCAUGGAUGACCCUUUAUUUGUUAAUUUUUAAAAUUUAAAAUGCAGAACAAGGGUGUCAAACUUGCUUACAUUGAAGGCUUUUAUUUGACUUACAGGCAAUCAAAGAGCUGGUUGUAAAUGAAAUUGGUAACUGCUACGGCUAGUCACUUCGUCAUAUAAACAAACUACUUUUGUAAUCAGCAAUCAAGGAAACAUAUUGGCCUGUGUGUACACUAUUGAAUUUUUUUUUUUUUUUUUAAAGUCUGGUAAUAAAAAAAUGCUUGUAAUACAUUAAAUCAUGUGAAUUGC
Messenger RNA from Entelurus aequoreus (snake pipefish), 2227 nucleotides. It is a transcript of the gene sars2, whose product is annotated as seryl-tRNA synthetase 2, mitochondrial. Gene Ontology annotation, biological process: mitochondrial seryl-tRNA aminoacylation. The transcript has 16 exons. Gene Ontology annotation, molecular function: serine-tRNA ligase activity; tRNA binding; ATP binding. Bases 220 to 1779 code for a protein of 519 amino acids. Gene Ontology annotation, cellular component: mitochondrion. The record is from RefSeq and is a predicted model, not a curated record. NCBI's taxonomy places the organism in Eukaryota, Metazoa, Chordata, Actinopteri, Syngnathiformes, Syngnathidae.